Molecule: messenger RNA, 1384 nt
Organism: Artibeus jamaicensis (Jamaican fruit-eating bat)
Lineage: Eukaryota; Metazoa; Chordata; Mammalia; Chiroptera; Phyllostomidae
Gene: APOM
Product: apolipoprotein M
Exons: 6
Coding region: 696-1268 (190 amino acids)
Biological process (GO): high-density lipoprotein particle assembly; cholesterol efflux; high-density lipoprotein particle clearance
Cellular component (GO): low-density lipoprotein particle; very-low-density lipoprotein particle; high-density lipoprotein particle
Molecular function (GO): lipid carrier activity; phospholipid binding
Source: RefSeq, a predicted model, not a curated record
GGUUUGAACCCACUGCCAGACACCAAAGUUGAUCCUCUUUUAAUAGUCUCUUACUCCCAGUUAUAAACAUUGAGUGAAUGGACUGUGUGUUAGUGAGCUUUUCUUCCUGAUGAACAUAUUGUUUCCCCAGUUAUAAACUUCAGAGAAAAAGCCACCUAUCUGCCAUGUCCCAGCACUUGGUUUAUACUGCUCUAAUGCACUUAAGCUGUACUACAAUGAUUUGUUUACACAGCUAGUUUUCCUUAGACUGCCUUCUUCAAGGUCAGGGACUGUAUCUUAAUCAUUUUUAUGUCCCAAGUCUUAGCCAAUUCCUGGCAAACAGCUGGGAGUCAAAACCAUUUGUUAAGUGAGUAAAUGAAUCAGUCCACCUCUCUUCAGUGCUGCACAGUACAGCAGAUGUCCAGCUCAGAUCAACACCACAGGCUCUACCUGGAGGGCUCAGCUCUCCUGAUAACUGCCAAAAGACCUGGACGUGCCAGGGUGUAUUGUGGAAUGGCUGCAUCUAGAAGAGGGGGAGAGAGGGUCAAAUAUUGUAAGUGAUCCAUGUUUGGAAAACAAGGUUGAAGUUACUCAUUAGCAGGUGAAAGGGUCAAGGAUCAAGGCAAGGGGGCUGGAAGCAGAGUGGACUCAGCAGCCAGAAGGGGAUAACAGUUAAGGCACCAGCCACUCCACAAAGAACACCAGCUCCCUGUUGCAUGAAGAUGUUCCACCAAAUUUGGGCAGCUCUGCUUUAUUUCUAUGGCAUUCUCCUUAACUCUGUCUACCAGUGCCCUGAGUACAGUCAACUGACAACUCAGGGAGUGGAUGGGAAAGAGUUCUCGGAACCCCACCUGGGCCAGUGGUACUUUAUUGCAGGGGCAGCUCACACCAAAGAGGAGUUGGCGACUUUUGACUCUGUGGACAACAUUGUCUUCAAUAUGGCUGUGGGCUCUGCCCCGACAGAGCUCCAGCUUCAUGCUACCAUUCGCACGAAAAACGGGUCCUGUGUGCCCCGGGAAUGGAUCUACCACCUGACCAAGGGGAGCACAGAUCUCAGAACUGAAGGCCGCCCUGACAUGAAGACCAAGCUCUUCUCUAGUUCAUGCCCAGGUGGAAUCAUGCUGAAGGAGAUGGGCCAGGGUUACCAGCGCUUCCUUCUCUACAACCGCUCACCAAACCCUCCUGAGAAGUGCGUGGAGGAAUUCCAGUCCCUGACCUCCUGCCUGGAUUUCAAGGCCUUCUUACUGACUCCCAGGAAACGAGGGGUCUGUAACCAAUCCAGUAACUGAUCUGUGGCUACAUCUGUGCCCCCAGAUGGAUUCAUUGGGAGCUACGGUAGUGGUGGGAGAGGAGAGAAGCUGAAGAAUCCCUCUCAAUAGCAAUAAAGAUUAUUUUUCAAUCCUUA